AGCGAUUUGAGUUUUCUCGGACGAACGAAGCAACGCCGGCCGAGCCGCUGGUUGGACAGAACAAGGAGCAGUUGCUCGCUGGAACGUGGGCGGCGGUGAGGAGAGGCUGGAGGGUAGGAGUGUUGGCGGAAAACCUACGUGUACUUACUUGUAUGUAAGUGGAACGGGAAAGGGAAGGAAGGGCGCGGUGGGGGUUUGGUUGGAAAUAAAGGAGAAAAGAAUUGCCCUUUUCUCAAGAGGGCCGUGGUUCUUGCGUUGUCCACCACACAACGAUUCGAUAACGAUACGCUGUUUUUUUUUUCUGCUGGGAUCGUUUUACGGCAGGAAACGCAGACAGACGGACAGACAAAGACCGUGAGGGAGAAAGGAGUUAAGGAGAGGAGAGAAGCCUUUUUCCACACAGAGACGCGCAAAAUUAUAGGGAGAAUGAUCAGGCCGGCAACUCACAGAACGAGGUUUUUGAUUCUGGCGUUUAUCGUGAUUAUUUACUUCAACUACGUCAUCUCGCCAGAAUUCGGGAAUGGUGGCUCCAGCUUUGAACUAAACCACCCUGGAUCAUCAUCAAGACUCGGUAUAUUCGGCGGCGGUAGAAAUGGAGGGAGAGGGAAGGGGGGUGGCCGAUAUGGGAACCCCAUACAAUUCGAUUUCAAAGGCAGUGGUAGAGCUGCUGGGGAUAGCAAGCGGGCCGGUGAGAUCAAGGAGGCCAUGAGCAGGACCUUUUGGAAGUAUAGGCUUGGAGCUUGGGGUAGCGAUGAAAUCAUGCCGAUUAGUGGGAAUGGGAAAACUACGAGGAAUGGAUGGGCAGCGACUAUUGUGGAUACCUUGACGACGACCGCUAUGAUGGGCCUUGAGGAGGAGUUUAAGCUUGAAUUAAAUUUCACACUCGGAAUCGAUUUUAGUAGGGCUGCAGACCUUGUUGAUCCCUUUGAGACGACUAUCCGCUAUCUCGGAGCUAUGAUUUCCACUGUGGAGCUCAUUGACAACGGCGUUGUCCACAGAGGACUUGUGUCUGAGCAGGAAAGGAAUGCCCUGGUAGCUAAAGCUAUGGAGCUAGCUGACAAACUGGCACCCGGUUUCGAUUCUCCAUCUGGCAUGAUAUGGCCCAGAAUCAACUUCAGUACAGAUAAAGGUUGCAGAGAAGAUGGAAGAGAAGUGGGAUUGCAUGAUCAUCCUACAAUCUCCCCCGCCCGAGCUGGAACAAAUUGGCUAGAGAAUAGAAUUCUUAGCAAGCUCACUGGAAAUGAUAUAUAUGGGAAGAAUGCGACACGUGCUUGGAACUUAUUAACCCUGUCUGUUUUUUUCUCUUUUUUUUUAGGAAGCUUGUCUGGAACGAGUGAGUUUGAAGCCGAGCUCGAGAUUUUGCCUUUUUCUAACGAUUCGGGAUAUAGGUACAAAGAGGAUUGGCCGGGUCUUGCUCAGUAUGUGGCACGAUUCGUAAGGCAACUUCCGAAUGUCUUAGGUGUUGAUAUUCUCGGCUGUUUACUGAUGCCGACCGGUGUCAAUGAUAGAUACUACGAAUAUCUCAUCAAGGCACAGAUAUUAGCGCCCAAGGACCGGCAUGCAAAUGUGUAUGGCGAGAGGUGGGUGAAAGCUGUUGAGUCCACGAUUCAACACCUCGCCCAAUGGUCGACACCGGGAAAGGGUCGUCAAAGAGGAAAGUUGUUCCUCGCUCAGUGGAAGAAUGGUCUUUUAACCAGCGAGAUGGGCCACCUCACAUGCUUUGCCGGUGGGAACUUCAUUUUGGGAGGGAAAUAUCUCGGUAGAAAAGACUUUGUACAAUUCGGUCUGGACAUCGUCGACGGAUGCCACGAGACCUAUGUCAGCACAAUUACACGCAUUGGGCCUGAAACUUUCGCCUGGACACCGGUAGAUAAGAGGAUCGCCCCUGUACUCCAUCCCGAGCAUGAAGGGCAGCGGGAACAAAAAAAUAAUGCAGGAUUUUGGGUCACGAACGCUAGGUAUCUGCUGCGUCCCGAAACCGUGGAGUCAUAUUUCUACGCAUACAGAGCGACAGGCAACCAGAUGUACCAAGAAUGGGCGUGGGAUGCAUACAAGUAUGUCAUUCCUAUUUGUUGUGUGAUGGUUGGAGGGCGAUCUACUUUUGAGCGCCCGAUUGACUUCCUGCUUCUUUCUUUCUUCCCACUUGUAUAUUGUUCCCGGUCCCCAUAUGGUGCAGUAUAUUGA
Tuber melanosporum (Perigord truffle) is the source of this 2184-nucleotide messenger RNA. RefSeq lists its product as uncharacterized. Gene Ontology annotation, molecular function: mannosyl-oligosaccharide 1,2-alpha-mannosidase activity; calcium ion binding. The record is from RefSeq and is a predicted model, not a curated record. Gene Ontology annotation, cellular component: Golgi membrane; endoplasmic reticulum. Lineage: Eukaryota; Fungi; Ascomycota; Pezizomycetes; Pezizales; Tuberaceae. Bases 427 to 2184 code for a protein of 585 amino acids. The transcript has 8 exons. Gene Ontology annotation, biological process: N-glycan processing; carbohydrate metabolic process.